GCUGCGCCGCCCGGAGCGCGGGGUUCGGCGCGCGGUGACCUCCUGCCCGUCCCUGGCGGUCCCCGUCGCCUGGGGCGACCCGCUUACCUUGGAACUUAGACGGGAUCAGAACCCACGAGCCCCGGUGCGGUGGGAGACCGGGCUGCGCUCCAGCAGGGCUGGCAGGGCGGACCCGGAGCUGAAGGCGGCACCGCUGGGGCGCAGAGGGGAGAGCGGACUGCGUUUUCCCGGAGGGCACGAGGAUCUCUCUUCCAGGGCUGUCGGGGAGAAGUGAUUUUUGACUAGCAGGUGGCGGCGAACUAACAACUCGAAGCCAGAAAGUUUCCAAAGAUGACGACAAAAAUGCAGUAAGGAGGAAAGCCGGGACGGGAGGGGCGGGUUUGCAUGAAAACACCCGCUACGCUCGUCUCUUUCGACCCCCUGGUUGUCCCGGCCAGCGGCGUCUGCGCGCAGUGCUCGGUGUAGAGGGCCGGGUUCCCAUCGGAGUCCGCAGAGCAGCUCCCGUGCAGAGGAGCUCAUCCAAUUUCAUGCCUCUGCUCUCUGUGUGUGUGACACACUGAAGAGUCACGAGAAAUGGCGGUCACUCUCUGAGGGUGGACACCACCAGGAUUCGCAAAGACGAGCAGUAAUCGCGCCCUGUUCACAGGAUGACUCAGGAUGGACCAGGAAGCCGCCCAGCUGGAGAAGCAGCACGUGCACGCUGUGUACGAGAGCACCGCCUCGGACUUCAGCGCCCUGCAGAGCAAGGCCUGGCCGCGCGUGCGCCAGUUCCUCCUGGAGCAGAGGCCGGGCAGCCUCGUCGCUGACAUAGGCUGUGGGACUGGAAAGUAUCUCAAAGUGAACAGCCAGGUACACACCCUGGGUUGCGACUACUGUGGGCCAUUGGUUGAGAUUGCCCGGAAUAGAGGAUGUGAAGUCAUGGUAUGUGACAACCUUAAUCUCCCCUUUAGGGAUCAGGGCUUCGAUGCCGUCAUCUCCAUAGGAGUUAUCCAUCAUUUUUCUACAAAACAAAGAAGAAUUAGAGCCAUCAAAGAAAUGGCCAGGGUCUUAGUUCCUGGAGGCCAGCUGAUGAUCUACGUGUGGGCCAUGGAACAAAAGAAUCGUCACUUUGAGAAGCAAGAUGUGCUCGUCCCGUGGAACAGGGCCUUGUGUUCCCAGCUCUGCUCAGAAUCCAGCCCGUCCAGGACGGGGAGGCCGUGUGGGCAUCCGUGCGACCCCCUUUGCUCUGACGGUGGCUGUUCUGUUUGCUUCAAAGAGCGACGUAGCUCCACACGGUCCCACAGUGUGGACUGUGCACCUGCCGGGCCUGGGACCUGCUGUGCGAGUAUUUCUAAGGAAGGUGAGGAAGAAAACGGAUUCUACCAUGCCAUAGGAAAAUCUUUUCGUUCCUGGUUUUUCUCCAGAUCUUUGGAUGAAUCAACCCUGAGGAAGCAAACGGAAAGAGCGAGACCCAUGAAAAACCCCGAAGUCUGGGCCAAUAGCACGGUGUCAGUGCAGCCUGCCAGACACUCUCGGUUAGGCUCCGAUCACCAAGAGCCGUUUUCCACCAGAGAGGGAAGCUUCGACGAGGAGGUGUUCAUGGAGACGUCUCCUCAGUCUCUGGGGUGGCUGAAAGUAGAAAGCACCGUGACACAUUUCAACGGAGACUGUCAGCGAAUAGUGAGGAGGAAGGGAAGUGGGGGUUUUCUGGGUAGCGAUGACGCCGAGGACUGUGAGGAUGCAGGGCACUCAGGAGGAGGUGGCCCCGCGGCCAGGAGAACAUUCCGAAGUGUGUGUGCCUCCAGUCCCGCAGGGUCCGGCACGGACCACGCCGCGUCUGUCGGAGAGCAGCAGGACACCGCGGACCCCAGGGUCUUCAUGCGUUACUACCACGUGUUUCGAGAAGGCGAGCUCUGCGGCCUGUUAAAGGAGAACGUGUCUGACCUUCACGUCGUCAGCUCUGCCAACGAUCAUGGCAACUGGUGUGUCAUCGCGGAGAAGAAGGUCAACCGUGAUUGACUGGGCCUUGGCGGGCAGCUCCAGAAGGUUCUCUGCACUGGUUUUAUGGCAUCGCUUCAGUUUACAUCCAGUGUUAUUCCUAAAAUCCCUGUAUGUUUUAGUCUAUUGGGACUAUGAACUGGUCAUCUUUUAAAAUCUUUUCUUUUUGUAUUUUAUUUUUACUUUUUUUUUUUUUACAUUCAAUUACUGUGUAUCCUUACAGCAUACGAAACGAAUUUUCCCAUCAUGAAUUCCAUCUUUUUAAAUCUUUGAGUAACAGAGUACCUGGCACCUAGUGCAUUUGACAAAGAGCCUUUUUGGUUAAAUAUUCAUGCAAAAGAUCCGAAGAAGCUUUAGAAACUAUACGUAGUACAGUUUCGAUAUUUUCUUCCUAUGAAAGAUGAACUUCUUGUAAGAAUACAUGGAUAUCAUUUUCCUGGACAGAAAUCCAAUUUGUGUUUUCCCCAUUGAAACAGACUGAAAUAGUGAUGGAUUUCAUGGUUUUAGGUUCUUACUCCUCCAGUGACUGCUACGUUAGAAGAAACUUAUAGGAUUAUUUAAAAAGUGUGUUUGGAAAUUUUAAAAGAUUCUGCUGUUAAAUAUAACUUUAAGGAACAGUAUUUUUAUAAAGUAAAGGAGUAAUUUCUGGUUCUCAGGUUAUAAUUUAUAUCUGUGUGCAAAGUAACAGGUACUUCUGUUGCCAGGAUGUGUUUUGAAAUAUGUGAUAAGUUAUUUUGUUUCCAAGAUGAUGCUUCUACUUAGUGCUAGGGGGGGAAAGAGAUGGGAGAGAAAAAUAAGUGUUAAAGAAAACUUUUCAAAAUCAUAAACAAAUUUGCUUCACGCUAAGUGAAGAAUAAAGUAUUCCAUGUUACUCAGAAGGUUUUCAAAGGCCCUGUUGCAUGCAGAGGGUCAGCCUGUGGCAUGGUGGUUAAGGCAGCUGGAU
This is a messenger RNA of Tupaia belangeri chinensis (Chinese tree shrew), 2920 nucleotides long. It is a transcript of the gene TRMT9B, whose product is annotated as tRNA methyltransferase 9B (putative). The record is from RefSeq and is a predicted model, not a curated record. The transcript is spliced from 5 exons. Gene Ontology annotation, cellular component: cytoplasm; nucleus. NCBI's taxonomy places the organism in Eukaryota, Metazoa, Chordata, Mammalia, Scandentia, Tupaiidae. Gene Ontology annotation, molecular function: S-adenosylmethionine-dependent methyltransferase activity; tRNA (5-carboxymethyluridine(34)-5-O)-methyltransferase activity; tRNA binding. Gene Ontology annotation, biological process: tRNA wobble uridine modification; tRNA methylation. Bases 658 to 1998 code for a protein of 446 amino acids.